Molecule: messenger RNA, 1106 nt
Organism: Chaetomium strumarium
Lineage: Eukaryota; Fungi; Ascomycota; Sordariomycetes; Sordariales; Chaetomiaceae
Exons: 1
Coding region: 93-719 (208 amino acids)
Source: RefSeq, a predicted model, not a curated record
CAUUCUCAGGUUUCAACCUCUUCCCGGACCCCUUAUCCCUAUGCUCAAUAAUCAUCACACUUGCAAAGGAACAAAGAAACGUUGUCUCAUCCAUGCCGGAGUCACCAACCAAAUUCUGUCGCGCCUCUUCUCCAAAGGCUUCUGAGCCUCCACGCCCUCCGCCCUUGCCUCCCCCUCCACCUUUCCGGAGACUCCCAACCGAGAACGAGGCAGGCCCUGCCAAAGCCACGGCCGCACUGAAGCAGGAGGCGCCGUUUGAACCCAUGUACUAUUUUUUCUAUGGCACCCUCAUGAAACCCGACAUUCUCAAGGCCGUCCUCGGCCCGGAGACGACACCCCUCUUGCGGACCGCCAAGGUCUAUGGCUUCGAACUGGCCAACUGGGGGCAAUACCGGGCGCUCAUAGACAGCACGCCAGAAGCUGCGGUAACCGGUUGCGCUUACAUGGUGCAGUCCGCCGAGGAGGCGUACAAGCUGGCCUACUACGAGACAAAUGCCUAUGCCCUGACGAUAUGCAAGAUACACUUCAUCCAUGCAGAGGGUCAGAAAGAGGACGAGGCGGUGCAUGGAAAGACGUUCAAGUAUGCCGGAGACGGGCAAGCGCUGAAGGAGGGACGGUUCGAUCGGACGUUGUGGGAGCUGAGGAUGGGGCAUAAGCUGCCGCGCAAGUGGCAUAAAGGGGAGAAGCAGGUAAAGGAGGAGGGGGGUGCAUCAGGCUGAGGCUUGAUCGAAUUCACUUUCAGUCUUAUGAUUUAGAGCGUCGUGUCUGCCAUGUUUACAAUUUUCAGUUGUUCCCAUGCCACCAGGGACAAUCCGGUACGGUGUGUCGCUGUGUUCCGAACAUUUGUAUCACCUGAUAUGCGUACUAGUAGUUCCCUAUCUACCUCCCCUGCUUUCUUAUGUUUUCUGUUCUUUUCUCUCUUACUCGUUCCAUUUUUUUCCAUUUAUUUUUAUAUUUUCUUGUAGAUGAUGCAGGGGUUGAGGUUUUAUACGGGCUAUUGUCCCGCGGGACCAGUUAUCAUAGUUCCAAAAACUCAUCUUUUUUUCUUUCACAUCGGCCGAGCCAACCCGCUAGCUACGGUACGAGUUUGAAUCACACAAAGACAG